This is a messenger RNA of Plasmodium fragile, 3660 nucleotides long. RefSeq lists its product as uncharacterized. The transcript is spliced from 2 exons. NCBI's taxonomy places the organism in Eukaryota, Apicomplexa, Aconoidasida, Haemosporida, Plasmodiidae. Gene Ontology annotation, biological process: mRNA splicing, via spliceosome; spliceosomal tri-snRNP complex assembly. The record is from RefSeq and is a predicted model, not a curated record. Gene Ontology annotation, molecular function: protein binding. Gene Ontology annotation, cellular component: U4/U6 x U5 tri-snRNP complex; catalytic step 2 spliceosome. The coding region runs from base 1 to 3660 and encodes 1219 amino acids.
AUGUACACAUUUAACCCGUCCAAGGCAGAGCCCUUUGGCAAGGCGCCAGUUGGUUACGUCCCAGGAAAGGGAAGAGGAGUAACUGGAUUCUCAGGAGGUGUUAGUAGAGAUGAUACGACAGAUGAGAAGGACAAAAAUGAUUACUCCGAUUUCAAUUACGAUGAAUUUCAUGGCUAUUCAGAAUCUUUAUUUAAAGAUGCAGAAUACGAUGAGGACGAUAAGGAAGCGGAUGCGAUAUAUGACACUAUAGAUGCACGCAUGGAUAUGAGGAGAAAGAGUAGGAGAGAAAUAAAGUUGAAGGAAGAGAUACAAAAAAUAAGAGCACAAAAACCUACCAUACAAGAACAAUUUAGUGAUUUGAAAAAAGGAUUAGCAAGUGUCACUGCAGAGGAAUGGGAGUCCAUACCAACUGUUAUGAAUUACUCAAGACAAAAACAGAAAAAAGUGCCGAAAAAUUACCUGCCCACACCAGAUAGCCUUAUCAUGAGCAGACUGAACGAUGCCAAUAUGCAUCUCAAUUAUGCAGGUUCGACUUCGAAUGGAUUGAAAACGCCUCUGCUGGGGAUGCAAACUCCGCUAGGCACGCAAACCCCUCUGGGCACAAAAACCCCAUUAGGGUUAAGAACCCCCUUGGGUGCAAGUACACCUAUAGGAUUAGGGAUGCAAACUCCAUUCAUGAAAGGAAGUGGGUUUGGUUUGGAGACACCAUUUUUGAGCAGACAUUUAUUAACGGCAAAGGGAAGAAAUGCCUCUUCCUCUUCCUCAGCAUAUAGCGGAUUGAACACGCCCUUCACGUUAUCCGGGUACAAUACCCCUCUGAGUGCUUCCACCCCUGGGGGAUACAAUACUCCUGUCAUGAGCGGAGUAAACAAACUUUCAUUAAAUGAUGUAGGAGAGGCAAGAGGAACAGUGUUGUCAGUUAAGUUGGAUGAGCUCAUUGACAGUGUUGAAGGGCAGACGGUGAUAGAUCCUAAGGGAUACCUAACCAAUUUAAAUGCAAAGAGCUUAGUGAACGAUGCAGAUAUAGCAGAUAUUAAUAAAGCAAGAUCUUUGCUCAAAUCAGUCAUCAGUACCAACCCUAAGCAUGGGCCAGGAUGGAUUGCUGCUGCUAGGGUGGAGGAAUUAGCACAGAGGAAAGAUAAAGCUAAAGAAAUUAUCACUCAGGGGUGUGUAGAAUGUUCAAAGAAUGAAGACAUUUGGUUGGAGGCAGUAAGACUGGAAGAAAAAUUAAGUGAAGUUAAAAUAAUUUUAACAAAAGCCAUUAAGGCCAUACCAACAUCUGUUAAGCUGUGGUUGGAAGCAUACAGGAAAGAGAAUAAUAUAGACGAUAAGAGGAAGGUCUUGAGGAAGGCCAUUGAAUGUAUACCCAACUCAGUUCUUCUAUGGAAGGAAGCUAUAUCAUUGGAGAGUGAAAAUAAUGCUUAUAUAUUAUUGAAGAGAGCAGUGGAGUGCAUCCCACAAUGUAUUGAAAUGUGGAUUGCCUUAGCUAGGCUGUGUCCUUAUACGGAAGCCCAGAAGGUUCUAAACGAAGCAAGAAAAAAAAUACCAACCAGUGCAGAAAUAUGGAUAAAUGCAUCUAAGUUAGAAGAGAAACAAGGAAAUAAUAACAUGGUGGAUAUUAUUAUUAAAAGAUGUAUUGAAAAUUUAUCUUCUAAGAAUGUGGUGUUCGAGCGAGACAAAUGGUUAAAAUUCGCAGAGGAGAGUGAAAAGUCUGAAUUCCCCUUAACAUGUGAAAGUAUCAUCAGGAAUACUAUGAACAUAGGUGUGGAGAGUCUUAAUAAAAAGAGAAUAUACAAACAGGAUGCGGAAAAUUGUAUUAAGAAUAAGUCCAUUCAUACCGCUAGAGCUAUUUAUAAUGAAGCAUUGAAAAUUUAUAAAAUGAAAAAAUCAUUAUGGUUAGCCUUGGCUAAUCUUGAAUUAGCUUAUGGAAGUAAAGAUAGUGUUGAUCAGGUGCUGCAGAGGGCUGUGAAGAGCUGUCCACAGUCCAGUGUCCUCUGGUUAAUGUAUGCUAAGCAAAAAUGGUUAAACAAUGAAAUUGACAAAGCCAGGGAAAUACUAGCAGAGGCAUUUAUGCAAAAUCAAAACACGGAAGUCAUCUCCUUGGCAGCCAUAAAGCUAGAGAGAGAAAAUAAUGAAUUCGAUCGAGCCAGGUUUUUAUUAAAAAAGUCUAGGGUUCAAUGUAACACUCCUAAAAUAUGGAUGCAGUCUGUUCAGCUGGAAAGGCUACUGAGAAAUUAUAAGGAAGCAAAGGAGUUGGCACAAGAGGCGCUACAAAUUCAUAAACGAUUUGACAAGCUGUAUAUGAUUGCUGGUCAGAUAGAGCUAGAAAUGUUGCGUGGGGAAGCGGACUACCUCGGGGGGCCAGGACCCAUCCACGAAAACGGAGUUAACGCAGUGAGUUGUGCCUCUACCAUGCUUAGCAACAGCCACAGUCCAAGCGGCAGCAACGCCAGGGGGAAGAAGCAAAAAUCGCAGCUGCAAGGGAAGGAAGAGGAGGAACCACCUACCAGCAACGCAGGCAACCCCCACGAUCACUACAACCAUGCACAGAAAAUUUACGAGGAGGGAUUGAAGCACUGCCCCGCCUCCAUCAACCUGUGGAUAUGUGCCAUCGACCUUCAAAUCGAAAAAAAAAAUUACACCUCAGCUAGGGCCCUAGUGGAAAAGGCAAAAAUAAAAAUUAAAAGCAUCCAUUCGGCCAACAGCAAUAAUCACGUUUUAAAAGGUAAAGAAAUAAUUGAGAGUAACGAAUUUGCACUUGAAGAUGAAGUGAAUAGGAAUGACGAUGAGGACACGAAGAGUGGAAGAAAUGUAAACAACUUAGCUAAUGCAAAAAAUGACUUGAGUAAAAAUACAGCCAUCAAUGCCUCCAUCAGGGUGAUUGAGAAUUACGACUUACUCUGGCUCAAACUGAUAGAAAUAGAAUCUCACUGCAACAGAAAUAAUGUCACUCCUGUCAUUUCGGAAGCGCUGAAGGAAUGCCCGUCCUCUGGUAUCCUCUGGUCCAAGGCAAUUGAAUUUGAAAAUAAGAAUCUUCAAAAUAGCAAAUCUGUGACUGCUUUUAAUAAUUGUGGAAAUAACGCUUACGUCAUUUUAACCGUGGCCAAGUUGUUUUGGCAGCACUUCAAGACACAGAAGGCCAGGAAGUGGUUUUACCGUGUGAUUAGCCUCAGCCCAAAUUUCGGCGACGGCUGGGCCACCUUCCUCGCCUUUGAAAUCGAUCAGCAAAACGAGGUCAACCAGAAGGACAUAAUUAAUAAGUGCAUCAAGGCGGAGCCCAACCGAGGCUACAUGUGGAACAAAAUCACCAAGCGAGUCGAAAACUGGAGGCUCAAGUACCCGCAGAAGCUCUACAAGUACAUCAAGGAGCUCUUCCCGGAAGUCUUAAACAAAAAAAUUUCGGAGCAAAUCUGGAAAAUUAUGAGCGACGAGAAUGUAAGCCUCCCGGUUGCGUCGUCCAACCCCGCGGUAGAAACAGUUGAAGCGGUGGAAGCGACGGGUGAAGACAACGUUGGUGGCGCAAAGCAGGCGGACGACAAAACGCACUCCGCCAAAAAGGGCAAAGCCAAGACCACAGAAAAGAAAACAAGUAAACGUAAAGGCACGAAUGAAGAGGGAGAAGAAACUGAAAAGACGGACCGACGGAAGCGAAAAAAAUGA